ACUAAUGGAAGUAAACACAUGGUGAACGAACUGUUGUGUGUAGACAGCUGAAGCUGUGACUCCUUUUUCAUUUGGCAAAUUGUUGUAUCUUGCUCACAGCUGACAUUUAAAUUCAAAUAUGGACAAGGCGCAAUCAAAGUCUCACGGUCAUUUCCCAAAGGGGAAGGCGAAGAUGCAUACUCACAGUUCCAAAAAGAGGAUAAAUCCAAAGAAACAAUUCAAAGGAAGUAAACAAGAAGGUGAGGGGUUUGCAGAGAAACGGAAAAAGAAGAUGCAUUAUGAGUACAUGAAGCUUUUGAAGAAAGAAAUGAGGGGACAAAAUGUGGAAUCACAAAGAAGUAAGGUGAACACAAGUGGUGCUGAUGAGAUGGUGGGGAAUGCAGCUAACAAGACUAAACCAAGGAACUUCAAAGUACAAGACAGGCAUCAAGGUAAACAGCAUAUGUUUUCUGAGGCUCAGAAGAGAUUUCAGGUGAAGAAAGAAAGUCAGGAAAAACAAAAAGAGGAGAACCUCUUGAGGCUGGAAGAACAGAAGAAAGCUAUUAAUCAGUAUAGAAGCAAGAGGAAGAAGAAGCACCUGAUGUUGUGCAAGAAAACACAUAAGGGCCAGCCAAUUAUGAAACACCAAAUAAACUAUCUGCUGGAGAAAAUUCAAGCAGACAUUGUUCGUUCAUGACAAAUCCUUCAUGACAAAUGAUGGAUCUAUAACAUAUUUAGUUAAAAAUAUGAAGAUACCAUGUACAUAGUUGAAUUCUGUAAAUAAAAUGUUUAUUGUCAUGAA
Haliotis rubra (blacklip abalone) is the source of this 781-nucleotide messenger RNA. RefSeq names its product thyroid transcription factor 1-associated protein 26 homolog. Bases 119 to 676 code for a protein of 185 amino acids. The transcript is spliced from 4 exons. NCBI's taxonomy places the organism in Eukaryota, Metazoa, Mollusca, Gastropoda, Lepetellida, Haliotidae. The record is from RefSeq and is a predicted model, not a curated record.